Penicillium argentinense is the source of this 1758-nucleotide messenger RNA. RefSeq lists its product as uncharacterized. The transcript has a single exon. Bases 1 to 1758 code for a protein of 585 amino acids. Lineage: Eukaryota; Fungi; Ascomycota; Eurotiomycetes; Eurotiales; Aspergillaceae. The record is from RefSeq and is a predicted model, not a curated record.
AUGGAGGAACUUCCUGCGUUUCUUCCGAAUGCGCAGUUUGAGAUCAAGCAUGCAGCAGCUCUCGCCGACCAGCUCAAAUUAGAUCAAACCAGAUGCAGAGAAAAUCUCGUGCCUAGCCGACUGGUGCUGGUUUUACCAAAACGAAAAUCCGCCUCGUCGCUGUUUGAUGCCAUCGCCUGGCAUGUCACACCGCACGAAGAGGUUCCUCGGGCACUGCGACAGGCAAGAUGUGAAGGAAUUAUCGAAAGCAUCACAUCUUACUGGACUGGGCUGGAUAUCCGGUCUGGAGCUGAUUGCGAUGAUAGCAGACUUCCCCUGGGGGCAGCCCAUGUACCGAAGACCCACGAGCUGGAAGCGACUCUCAAAGUGCUGCGGUAUCUUGAGGCGAGGGCGUCGGUGUCCAGUAUUACGCAGGGCAGCUCUUUCAGUGACGUGGUCGGUGCAGUGGAAUCGCACCUGCAGAUGGACAACAUCAUGCGCAAUACUUUCCACGAAGAAGCCGAAGCGCGCAGGAAACUGAGCACUGGCAGAAAGCCGUCCAAACCCCGAUGCUACAUGUGCCGUCGGCUGCUCUCCAGCACAGGCACUCAUAAUCUGUAUUCUUCGCUGUGCGUUGAUUGUGGAGACUUCAACCUGAGCUCAUCCAAUAUGUCGCAGCCAUCUAAUCUGUGCCUCAAUGGCAAAAUCGCGCUCGUCACCGGUGGCCGAAUCAAUCUGGGGUAUCAAACAGCUUUGAGAUUGCUUCGAUGUGGAGCACAUGUUAUUGUCUCUUCGCGCUACCCGGCCGAUGCAGCGAGUCGGUAUGCACUGGAACGCGAUUUCACAAAAUGGGAUUCAAGGCUCAAAAUCGUCGGCGCCGAUUUUCGGACGGCCAAAGACGCAUUUCGCCUCGUUCGUGUCGUCAAGGAACUCGUACGCUUUUGGUGUAAAGAGAUGGGCCCAGGGAGACAGGAAUCCCUGGAUAUCUUGAUCAACAAUGCUGCGCAGACCUUGACAGAUCCCGUGAGAGCGGAGGCCGCGGCGAUAUCUCGCGAGGAGCUGCUGAAAGACCACCCCCGUACGAAAGCGCUGAUAGCCGGGCAGCUGGAAAACAGAUACCUGCCCAUGAUACGAGGAGGAAUGCAUGCAUCCUGGAUCCCAAGCAUCGAAAAUAGUUCCAACAACCUACAGGUCGAGAAUGGCACCAACAAGCCAGAAAACAAAGCUAUAACCCGAAAGGGCUUCCAUACGGACAAUGAUAACGACUCGAGGAAAUCUUCCUGGGUCCAGACCCUCAACCAAAUCCCUUACGAAGACCUCAUCAGCGCACACUCUGUCAACGCAUUCGUCCCUCUGAUAUUAUGUCGGGAGCUGCUACCCUGCAUGGGUUCAUAUAGCCCGCCUUUAUUAAGAGAACGACCACGGGGCUACAUUGUCAACGUCUCAUCGCGGGAGGGCAUCUUCGAGGACGUCUCUGAUUCGCGCAGUAAGGCCGGCCACCAUGUACAUACAAAUAUGUCAAAGGCUGCCAUCAACAUGAUUACCGAGACCGAGGCGGGCGUCGCGUGGGAGUCGCGCCAUGUUGCGAUGAACUCCGUCGACCCCGGAUACAUGAGUGCGGCCCCGGAAUGUCAGCCUCAGGGUGGAUGUCCUAUUGGAUUCGAGGAUGGGGCUGCUCGAUUGUUAUGGCCCAUUGUUGUGGGAGAGAAGGAGGGCCGAGUCAUUUCGGGCAGGUUCCUCAAGCACUUUGAGGAGGGUGCUGCAAUCAUCCGUCGAUGA